This is a messenger RNA of Hordeum vulgare subsp. vulgare (domesticated barley), 1629 nucleotides long. RefSeq names its product SKP1-interacting partner 15. Bases 105 to 1322 code for a protein of 405 amino acids. Gene Ontology annotation, molecular function: protein binding. The record is from RefSeq and is a predicted model, not a curated record. NCBI's taxonomy places the organism in Eukaryota, Viridiplantae, Streptophyta, Magnoliopsida, Poales, Poaceae. The transcript has a single exon.
ACGAGAGUGCCCCUCCGCCCGCUGGAUUUCUUUUCCAAUAUACCACUCUUGUCCCCCAUCUGCUGCUCCUCCUCUCCAACCCGCCUCGCCCAGCGCCGCCGGACAUGGCCGGCUCCGACGACGACGAGGCGGCGGCGCCGAUCCACCGCCUGCCGUCCGACGCGCUGCACAACGUGCUGCUGCGGCUGCAGCUGCGGGACGCCGUGGCGUGCCGCCCCGUGUCGCGCCUCUUCCGGGAGGCCCUCACGGCGCCGUUCCUCGCGCUGCUGCCGGCGCUCCGCCUGCUGCUGCUCCGCCACCCUCGCCCGGAGGGCGGGGGAUGCCUCCACGCCUUCGACCCCGACCGCCGCUGCUGGCUCCGCCUCCCCUUCACCUCCUUCCUCCCCCACCAGGCCUUCUCCCCCGUCGCCUCCUCCGGCUCGCUCCUCUACCUCUGGAUCGAGACCGGCCCAUCCCCCGCGCCCCUCCCUUCCUCCUCCUCCUCAACGUCGUCGCCCGCAGCCCACCCGCCCAAGGCGCUCGCCGUCUGCAACCCGCUGGCGGGCACCUACCGCCUGCUGCCCCCGCUCGGAUCCGCCUGGGCGCGCCACGGCACCGUCCUCGCGGGGCCCGGCGGCGUCGUGCUCGUCCUCACCGAGCUCGCCGCGCUCUCCUACUCCCCGUCCGAGGGAUCUGGCAAGUGGAUGAAGCACCCCCUCUCGCUCCCCUCCAAGCCGCGGAGCCCCAUCCUGGCCGCCGGCGCCCGCGCCGUCUUCGCGCUCUGCGACGUCGGCACACCCUGGCGCAGCCAGUGGAAGCUCUUCUCCUGCCCGCUCGCCAGGCUCACCGGCGGCUGGGCGCCCGUCGAGCGCGCCUCCUGGGGCGACGUAUUCGAGAUCCUCAAGCGCCCCCGCCUGCUGCCCGGCGCGGGGGGCCGCCGCGUCCUCAUGAUCGGCGGUCUCAGGUCGUCCUUCGCCCUCGAUGCGCCUUGCUCCACGGUGCUCAUCCUCCGGCUGGAUCUGGCCACCAUGGAGUGGGACGAGGCUGGCCGCAUGCCCCCCAAUAUGUACCGCUGCUUCACUGGCCUCUGCGAGGCUGCUGCGCAGGGAAGCGCCAUGCCCCCCGCCCCUGUUACCGGGGGCAACAACAAGGUAAAGGUGUUUGGGGGUGAUGGCAAGGUGUGGUUUGGCGGAAAGCGCGUUCGCGGGAAGCUGGCAAUGUGGGAGGAGGACGACGUAGGGAGCAGCGGCGGCAAGUGGGACUGGGUGGACGGUGUUCCUGGAUAUGGCGAUGGUGUAUACCGCGGCUUUGUGUUCGAUGGUGGGUUCACAGCAAUGCCGUGACCCCGUGAAGGCUGAUGGAAAAAAGAUAUCCCAGACUGGUGCGUAUCCGAUCAACUAAUGGUUUUCCAUUGAUCCGGGACAUCCAUCGACUGCCUCAAGAGGAAUUGAUAUCUCCAUACAUUUUAUUUACAUCGUACUUGGUUCUUAGCUUGAUGAAAUACUUCAGUUGUUGUACUUAAUGAACAUGAAAUGAUCUGUUGGUUCGUUGUUUCAGACAUUGAAAUGAUGCAGACUGUUCUAUGUUUAGACGAUAAAAUGUUAUAUGUCGCAUUUAUAGGAACACGAUUUUAGUGUGUUUAACUGGUAA